Messenger RNA from Gambusia affinis (western mosquitofish), 3079 nucleotides. RefSeq names its product zinc finger and BTB domain containing 40 (gene zbtb40). Gene Ontology annotation, molecular function: protein binding; DNA-binding transcription factor activity, RNA polymerase II-specific; RNA polymerase II cis-regulatory region sequence-specific DNA binding. Gene Ontology annotation, cellular component: nucleus. NCBI's taxonomy places the organism in Eukaryota, Metazoa, Chordata, Actinopteri, Cyprinodontiformes, Poeciliidae. Gene Ontology annotation, biological process: regulation of transcription by RNA polymerase II. The record is from RefSeq and is a predicted model, not a curated record. Bases 216 to 2735 code for a protein of 839 amino acids. The transcript is spliced from 12 exons.
GUAGAAGCAUGGCGGACCUGAGUGUACUACACGUCUUAGUGCCUUUUCCCUGUAGUUUUUCUUUAGUAAAGCUGCUUUCUUCAUAUGAUAUUAGCAUUUUUAGCUCAAGCUAGCUGCGGCCUUAUUGCAGACAGACACAGAGGAUAAAUGGAUGCUCUUUUUUUAGCUAUAGUCAUGAUCUAGAAGUUUCCCUGUUGCUCCUAUCAUUCAUCACCAUGAUGGAGCUCCCCGACUUCAGCAAGCAGCUGCUGCAGCAGCUGUGGACGCUGAGGAGGGAGGGUCUGUUCUGUGACUGCACCAUCCUGGUGGGAGACAGUUCACACCGGGCUCACAAGGUCGUCCUGGCUGCCUCUAGCAUGCUCUUCAGGUCCCUUCUGGACAGCUCGGACACCAUCUCCAUCGACACCUCCGUGGUUUCCUCCCAGGAGUUUGGGGUGCUGUUGGAAAUGAUCUACACUGGCAGGUUGCCUCUGGGGAAGCACAACGCGAGCCGCAUUGUUGCGGCCGCGGACAGCCUGCAAAUGUUCGACGUAGCCGUGGGCUUCAAGAAGGUCCUCACCACUCUGGUGGGUCAGAAAGUCCCAGUUCUGCAGGCAAGCAGCCAGGAGGAGACCAGCAGCGCCAGGAGCGAGAACCGACGCUCAGAAACACCCAACCAGGACAACUCGGCUUCUGAGAAGAUGGAGACGAUAGCUGAGGACAAACGUUGCCAUGACAACAAAGAGGAUGAAGAGGAAGCCACUGGUAGAAAAGCCUGUGAAGAGGGUUUGGGCACCUCAGAACCUGAAGAGGCCACCUCCUCUGGAAGUACAGCAGCAGAAAGCAACCCGUCGGCCACAGAGGUGCCAGAGGGACCGGCUGCUCUGCUGCUUCAACAUUCCUCUCAGGUGGUGGAGCUCCUCAGCAACAUGCCGUCUAUCCUGGAGCUGCUGAGCCAGGCAGCACAGAGCAGCCUGGAUGAACAGAACAGACAGGUGGUGAGUCAGUGCUACGAGGACAGGGAUCCAGCCUCUGUGGUGGAGAAGCUGAUUGGCAGACUGAGGAACGGAGGAAUCAGCGAGGGCUCCUUCCUCCAGCUGCUCUGCAGCGUCCAGAAGAAAGCUCUGAUGGCGUUCCCUGAACCGCUGCGGUCUCUGCUGGACAAUCCGGACGAGAACACACCGCAAGCUGCAGCUGACUCAGAGGAGCCAGACGGCUCCGCAAAGGAGCCAAACCCAGAGGAGAAGGCAGACGUGGAGGCCACCGAGAACCAGAGCGACGAGGAUGAGGAUGAAGCGGAGGCCGACGCUGCGGCAGACUCCUCUUUCAUGCCCUCCUCUGACUCCAACCGCUACCCCUGUCGGUGGUGCAAGAAAACUUUUAACUUUAAGUGCCGGAUGCUAGCCCACACGAAGCGCUGCUCCAUGUCACAGGAGUGUAGGGUCCAGUGUCCGCAGUGCCCCAAGAAGCUGCCGAAUCAGCGGGCUCUGCAGCGCCACCGCGGGGAGGUUCACCGCAACACACCGCGCGUCAAGAAAAGGGUGGCCUGCGAUAUCUGCGGACGCAGCUUUGCCCAUCCAUCAGGUUUGGUUUACCACAAACAGGCAGAGCACCUUGAAGUGAAGCCGUUUGCCUGCGAGGAAUGUGGCGCAGUGUUUGGAGCCAACUCUUCUCUGAAGAACCACAUGAGGCUGCACACGGGAGAGAAACCCUAUCACUGUCAGCACUGUGACAUGAGCUUCAGCGUAGCUGCAGCACUGGCUUACCACACCAAGAAGAAACACUCUGAGGGAAAGAUGUAUGUGUGUCAGUACUGUAAGGCUGUGUUCGCCCAGUCCAUUGAGCUCACACGUCAUGUACGGACGCACACUGGUGACCGGCCUUAUGUGUGUCGAGAAUGUGGGAAGGGCUACAGCCAGGCCAGUGGGCUCACUGUCCACCUGCAGACUUUCCACAACUUGUCAGAACCUCAUGACUGUAAGAAGUGCUGCCUCAGCUUCUCCACCCUGGAGGAGCAUCAGCAGCACAUUCAAGAGUUCCACCCUAAGGAGUUCCAUAAGUGCAGCACAUGCAGCAAGGUGUUCCAGAGCGCCGCCCUCCUGGAGAAACACAAUGUGACACACUCUGGAAGCAAACCGUUCAGCUGCCAGCUCUGCAACAAAUCCUACCAGCAACUGUCUGGGUUGUGGUACCACAACAGAACCAACCAUCCUGACGUGUUUGCCAGCCACACCCGGCAGCUCAAGACCCUGGUCCAGUGUGAACUCUGCUUCAAGUUCUUCCCUGACGCUGCCACGUUGUCCACACACCAGGCCACGGAGCACCCGGGUUCGGAGCCACCGCCCGUCUCCUGCCUGUACUGUAAGGUCGAUCUGGGCAGCGGGGACCAGGAGCAGCAGCACGUCUGCAGCCAGCCGGCCAGCAGCUGCCCCCUCUGCACGCUGAUCUGCGUCUCCCAGCUGGAGCUGCAGGAGCACAUGCUGUCCUGUCACAUGGAGCUGGAGGCAGGGGUGGAGGGCCACGGCUCCACCACCUACACGGUGAUUUCAUCAGGAGACAAGCAGGAUGGGGAGGAGUCCAACAUGCUGUCUGAGGAGCAAAGCACCCUGGGAAAUGGCCAGCAUGUGCUUGUAGCGGUCAGUGGUGGAGUAGAGGGCGGGUCGGCAGGUGAGGUGGUGGAGGUGAACAUCAACGAGCUGCUGAGCAGCUCCAUGGCAUUCAUAUGCCAGGACAAGAAGUCGCCUCAAAACACCUAGCAGAGGACCCCAAGGCCCAGCUGGAGGUCUGGGUUGGACUGGAGCUGCUCUGCAUGUUUCAUAUAACUCAGUGUCUGACUACUGCAGAACUCCGGGGCCAGUUCUGAUGUUAAGAAGCAAGUUUUUACUUUAGAGAGGACUCACAACUGUAGUUAGAAUUCAGGAUAUUUCCAGAACUGAGUGUGUGUGUGUGUGUGUGUGUGUGUGUAUUCAGUGGGAGAACCCAUGAUUCGAUCCUUUGCUCAGGAUUACCUCCUUACAAAAGUCUAAAAAUUUCUGUGUUCAGUAUAAGAGGAAAAGGUCCAAUCCUCCAACAAAAAAAUAAACAAUAGUUUUUACCAUUA